This is a messenger RNA of Maniola jurtina (meadow brown), 3141 nucleotides long. Its product is annotated as probable maltase-glucoamylase 2. NCBI's taxonomy places the organism in Eukaryota, Metazoa, Arthropoda, Insecta, Lepidoptera, Nymphalidae. The transcript is spliced from 7 exons. Gene Ontology annotation, biological process: N-glycan processing; carbohydrate metabolic process. The coding region runs from base 362 to 3061 and encodes 899 amino acids. Gene Ontology annotation, molecular function: alpha-glucosidase activity. The record is from RefSeq and is a predicted model, not a curated record.
CGAUAUCCGGUAAACGUCAAUAGUGUAGUGUGCCUACAAUGAAUAAUAAUUGAUAAGACACAGUCUUGACACAAUAAAUUGUUGAUUGUUCGCGAAAACAAAGUGUUUGCAUAUUUAUUUGCACAACUAUAUUAAUAUUUCAUCAUUGUGUAAAACAAUUGUGGUAAAAUACCUGAACAAAGGAGCCAAAGCUGUUGCUCAAAGUGAAUUAUUGGUGUUUAUUAAUUGUGGUGAAAGUGUCGAAAUGUUUAUUGGAUGGCAAAUGCAUGAUAAUCAUGCAUUCGACGAAAUUAAGAAUUAAAAUUCUGUGACAAAAGACCAUUAUUUUUAUGUGGAGGGUAUAAAUAGCUGAAUAAAGAAAAUGUUGCCUUACAUUAGCGAUUCAAGGGAAGAAUUGGUUGAUUCUGAUGUGUUAUAUUCAUAUGAAAAGCUAAACAAUAUAAAAUGGUACGAUCGGAUCCUAUUAAAUAGGCCCUUGAAAGUCAUACUAGUAUUCCUACUUAUAGGAAUAGCAGCUCCAGUGCUCCUGUACCACUUUUACUUCUUCACAGCUCUAAAUCUUCCACCAUCUGAUGGAUUUUCCAUAGGAUCCUGUUUGAUUCCGAGAGAAACUAGACUCGCGUGUGGCGUUGGCCAGAUGACUUCGGAAGAAUGUCACCCUCAAUGCUGUUAUGACCGCAAUUUAAACAUGUGCUUCCACAGGAUUCCUUCAAGAUUUUCCUACAUCUUAGAUCAGCAGUGGAGUGAAGAUAUUGUCUUGCAUCCCAGAAUAGCAACAGUUCCGUUUUCGAAUCAGAAUAGCGUACGGCAAUUAAGGCUUUCCAUCAGUGAAGAAUCCGCCACACACAUGGUUCUAACGUUCUACAAUUCACAAAACAUGUCCAUAUCUGGUAAACGUAUCGUUGACAAGGAAUAUUCUUACGAAGUUGGGUCUCCAGAAAUAAAUGUAGUUGUCAACGCAUCACAAGGCACCAUCUUUGAUACUGCACGAGGACCAUUGAUUGCAUCUGAAAACAUUUGGGAGAUUGCUUUUAAACUGACAAAUGAGACCAUGUAUGGCUUUGGAGAAAUACCUUUAAGGAAAAACACGACAAAAGUCAUAUACAGUCACUAUGGAGAUAUGAGUUCUAUACCACUGAUAUUUGCCAAAAUUAACACAUCGUUUCAUGGACUAUUGAUCGAUGUGAGUGAGCCUACCGAAAUCUUAAUCCACCCCGGCAAUCAAAUUGUCGUGCGUAGUAUAACAAAUUUCGGUUUGAAAUUUCAUUUGUUUGUCGGCCCCGAGCCAAAGAGGAUUAUGGAAGACGUGAUGAAAAUGAUAGGACAUUAUAAACAACUGGAAUAUUGGAUGCUGGGAAUCCAUGUCUGUAGUGAAGUUCCAGAUCUAGACUUGGAUAGUUUCAUAUACGAUGCCACGAGUAAUCAGAUGCCAUUCGACAGCCAUUGUGGUCAUAGGCCUAUAGUCUUCAACAGCGAUCAAUGCAAGACAAGCAAUAUUAGUAAUAUCGAUGCAGUGAACAGUGGAGCAAAUAUUGUCAAAGAAGCUGGUAAAAGAUUUGUGCCCCAUGUGUCUCCUUAUAUACGUCACUUCGAAGAAGAAAUUAAUGAGACGAUGACUGAAGAUGGAAAUGCAACAACAAAACGCAUUGAUAAAGAAGGUUGUGAAAUCAUACCGACUUACGAGGAAUUCAUGUAUCGUAGACCAAAUACUCUAGAAAUAUACAAAGGAGAGGAGAAUAACGGUACUGAAGUGAUAUAUCCAAGCUAUAAAGAUGCUCCUGAUGAAUUUUUAAAUGACUUGUGGGCUUAUGACAAGUUUGACGGUUUGGUCCUACAAAAUAACUGGCCGUUAGACAAAUCGGAUAAACUAAUUAAUGAAACUGCCACAUAUUUGCCAUAUUUCAGUGAGCAUUUAGAAAAUGCCUUUGCCAAAACACCACAAUGGAACUUAACACUUAUUAAUGAUAGUGAAUUGUAUCUUUUCAAACAUAAUACUUACGGAAAUGAUUUCGCCCAAGCGUUUGCCAAGAAAGUCAAUACAGCACCAAUAUGGUCCAGUAGUCUAUGGAUGAAUGGCGGCAUGGCGAUCAACAGACAAAAUAUAGACGCAUCUUGGACGAAUUUACAUAGAGAACUAAUUGCAGCAGCUUUGGGAGGAAUUUCUGGUCACUGGCAAUGGUCGAGUCCAGUUUGUGGUGACACCGAGAACUUUAACCAAACAACACAAUCAAGUCUCUGUAUUAAAUGGUACUUGGCAGCGACUUAUUUUCCUAUGAUGAAGAUACACUCCAAAGAAUUCAUGAGAUACCCAUCAGCAUUUAAUGGAACACAAAGAAGUAUUAUAAUAGGAGCGUUAAAUCGGAGACUUGGAUUUUUGCCGUACUUUUAUACUACACUUCAAGAAGGUCCUUUACUUCGUCCGAUGUUCUAUCAGUUCCCCUCUUCUGAAGCUCUGCAUGAUAUUAACACUCAGUUUAGUGUGGGAGACAAUCUAUUGAUAGCUCCCAAUUUAACACCUGUGCAAAGUCAUGUACAUAUGUGGUUACCGCCGGGAAUCUGGUAUGAACUUUGGAGUGGGCUCAAGCUAGAGGGUGACGAAGGUGAUCCAGUUACCAUGAUGACAGCAGAAGCAGAUUUCCUAACGUUUAUCAGAGGUGGUUCAAUAUUAAUUUAUCAAAAGGAAGCAGAACAAACUGCCGAAAACACUCAAUACCUUACCCCGUUCUCUCUUAUUAUCGCACUGGAAUGUAUCACUAACAACGAAACUACGACUACGUUAUGCCAAGCAUCAGGAAAACAGUUCAUUUCAAAGAAUAUGACCUUAAUUUUUGUGGCCAAUGAUACAAACUUGACCAUCACGGCUGAUGGUAAUGACUUUGACCCAAUAUGCGAUAUGGGAAGUCAAAUCUGGGCUGAUAAUAUCCGGAAUAUAAAUAUAUAUGGACUGGACGAGGAUUUUAAUAACUACGAUAAUCAUAGACAAAUUAACACAUUCGUAGACUUGUGCCAAUUGGUUGAAGAAUUUGGCCAUGAAGAAAUUGUAAUUAAUUUACUGUCAUAACUUUAAAUCUUCGACGUUUUGCCAGCGAAUCAUAAAAGUUGCUAUUUUAUUAAAACUAUUUAUUAUAUACGUACUAAAAA